UUCAUUCCUCCACACUCACUUAACACUCUCUUCUUCUACACUUGACAUUCUUCUUCUUCUUCUUCUUUUUCACUAAACUUAAUACAAGAAAUAUCUAUGGAAAAUUGCAGGAGAUCUCCUCUGAAGCCAUGGAAAAAAGGCCCAACAAGAGGCAAAGGUGGUCCUCAAAAUGCCAUGUGUGAAUAUAGAGGUGUAAGACAAAGAACUUGGGGAAAAUGGGUGGCUGAAAUCAGAGAGCCAAAGAAGAGAACUAGGCUCUGGUUAGGUUCUUUUGCUACUGCUGAGGAAGCUGCUAUGGCUUAUGAUGAAGCAGCCAGAAGAUUGUAUGGACCUGAUGCUUAUCUCAAUCUACCUCAUCUCCAACCUGCAUGCAACAGCAUUAAUAAUAUUCCUCUUAACAACAAGCCACACAAUAAGUUCAAAUGGAUUCCUUCCAAGAAUUUCAUUUCCAUGUUUCCUUCUUGUGGUUUGCUUAACAUACAUGCACAACCUAGUAUUCAUGUCAUCCAUCAAAGGCUUCAAGAACUCAAGAAAGAUGGGGUUGUUGGUCAAUCCUCUAACCAUGCUUCUAGCUCAUCUUCUUGUGAUUCACGAAAUGAAGUUAUGGUUGAAAAUGAUAAAACCCAAGUAGAAAAUCUUGCAGAAGUGGAAAAGGAAGUGGAAAUAACAUCAGAAAAGAUUGUGAGGCAUGAAGAGGAGAAACCUCAGAUUGAUCUAAACGAGUUCCUUCAGCAGCUGGGGAUACUUAAAGUGGAGAGAGUGCAGCAGCCAGAAAGCGAUGAUGCAACAGAAAUGAGUUCUGUGGUGCAAGAAUCUUCGUUAAAUGAUGAUCAUCAGGAAAAUGUUGCUGCUGCACUUGCAGACAAGAGCUUCAACUGGGAUUCACUCAUUGAGAUGCAUGGAAUUGGGGAUCAUCAAGGAGCAGAAUCACUUAGUACUUUCCAAGUGUAUGAUGUUCAAGAAGAACUGGCUUAUCCAGCUUCCAUCUGGAACUUCUAGGACGAUCAUCUGAUUUUGGUAGAAUGAGUGAGUGCUUCCCGCGCUAGCUGGUUAUUUGGAAAAUAGGACUGUUUUCUUGCCGCUUGUUUAGACAACACUUGAGUUUUAAUUAUUUCUACUGCAAGUCUAGUAGUUUGCCAUUUCUGUCCAUUAGUGUCAGAGAUUCACAAUCGAAGGAAAGCAUUCGUAUUUGACCAUGACAGAGAAUCAGUGAUUCAUCACUUGGAGAAAAGGAAAAUUCACUUGUUUUUCAGUUGUAGCAGUGAACAGUUCUUUCAACUUAUGAUUCAUGUGAGCUCACUUCAUGUUUUCUUUGGCUCACAUAACUAGACAAGAUUUGUGUUUCUGAGAUUUAAUUUUGUUAGAAAGCCAUCACCAGACUUAUUCUAGUAGCAGGCUAUCUAUAUAUUUAUAUAUUAUCCUAUCUUAAAAGAUGCCGAAUAUAGGGAUGAAAAAAAAUUCAAUUCUGAUAGGAAUUCAUCUCCAGCCU
Ricinus communis (castor bean) is the source of this 1489-nucleotide messenger RNA. RefSeq names its product dehydration-responsive element-binding protein 2F. Gene Ontology annotation, cellular component: nucleus. The record is from RefSeq and is a predicted model, not a curated record. The transcript has a single exon. Lineage: Eukaryota; Viridiplantae; Streptophyta; Magnoliopsida; Malpighiales; Euphorbiaceae. Gene Ontology annotation, molecular function: transcription cis-regulatory region binding; DNA-binding transcription factor activity. The coding region runs from base 97 to 999 and encodes 300 amino acids. Gene Ontology annotation, biological process: positive regulation of DNA-templated transcription; response to stress.